Molecule: messenger RNA, 441 nt
Organism: Candida dubliniensis CD36
Lineage: Eukaryota; Fungi; Ascomycota; Pichiomycetes; Serinales; Debaryomycetaceae
Gene: SOH1
Product: Soh1p
Exons: 1
Coding region: 1-441 (146 amino acids)
Biological process (GO): regulation of transcription by RNA polymerase II
Cellular component (GO): core mediator complex; mediator complex
Molecular function (GO): transcription coregulator activity
Source: RefSeq, a predicted model, not a curated record
AUGUCCACUCAAACAGACCAGCCAAUAACGGAUCAACAAAAGAAAGAACAAGAACAAUAUACAAAUUUAAUAAACUCAUUACCAACGAGGUGGGAGAUUGAGUUAGAAUUUGUCCAGUCUUUGAGUAAUAUUCCCUAUGUCAAUUAUUUAGCUCAAAACAAUUAUUUCAAUGAUGAAAAUUUUAUAAAUUAUUUAAACUAUCUACAAUAUUGGACUCAACCUGAAUAUUCCAAAUUUUUGGUUUAUCCUAAUUGUUUACAUAUUUUGAAAUUAUUACAAGAUGAAAAUUUCCGUAAAAAUAUAAUCAAUCAAGAUUUCAUGAAUUUGUUAAUGAAUGAUAUGGUCAAGCGUUGGCAACUGAAUGCAAAUGAUCAAGAUGAAACUAAAGACAAGGAAGAAACUAAGGAGGUUUCAGAAGUGAAAAUCAAUGGGACAAGUUGA